Messenger RNA from Tarenaya hassleriana, 1510 nucleotides. RefSeq names its product phospholipase A1-IIbeta. Gene Ontology annotation, biological process: lipid metabolic process. Bases 151 to 1362 code for a protein of 403 amino acids. NCBI's taxonomy places the organism in Eukaryota, Viridiplantae, Streptophyta, Magnoliopsida, Brassicales, Cleomaceae. The record is from RefSeq and is a predicted model, not a curated record. Gene Ontology annotation, molecular function: glycerophospholipid phospholipase A1 activity. The transcript has 3 exons.
AAAAAGUUAGCUUAGGCACGAUUUAUGUGAAGACCAUGAAACAUGGACCAAACACUUAUUUUACAUGACCCUAUAAUCUUUGAAACAUGACAAGACGAGGGCAACUUUCUUAACUCGGGUCUUGUCCAAGAAGAAGGAAAGGCAGUGGAAAUGAGGGGAGACAUAGCGAGGAGAUGGAAGGAGCUAAGCGGAGAGCACAAGUGGAAAGGCCUUCUCGAUCCACUUGACAACGACCUUCGCCGAUACAUCGUUCAUUACGGAGAGAUGGCCGAGGUUACUUACGAUGCCUUCAACAGUGACCGGAGAUCCAAAUAUGCCGGUGACAGCUACUUCUCCAAGACAGAACUCUUUGCCCGGACAGGAUUCCUCAAAGGCAAUCCCUACAGGUACAAGGUGACCAAGUUCUUCUACGCUACGUCUUCGGUAAAGUUACCUGGCUCUUUCAUUGUCAAGUCGCUGUCAAGGGAGGCGUGGAGUAAAGAGUCUAACUGGAUGGGGUAUAUCGCAGUGGCUACAGACGAGGGCAAGGAGAAGCUGGGGAGACGGGAUAUAGUCGUGGCAUGGCGAGGGACCAUUCAGCCUUACGAGUGGGCCAAUGAUUUUGAUUUCCCGCUUGAUCCAGCUUCCGAGCUUUUCCCGGGUGCCGAAACCGGUCACAAACCUCAGAUCGCUAGUGGCUGGCUCGCCCUCUACACCACCGAUGAUCCCCGCUCGCCUUUCAACAAGACUAGUGCUCGAGAACAAGUCCUGGGAGAGGUAAACAGGUUACUGGAACAAUACAAGGAUGAAGAAGUUAGCAUCACAUUAACAGGUCACAGCUUGGGAGCAACAAUGUCAACUCUAUGUGCAACAGAUAUUGCAUACAAUGGACACAAAAAGAUGAAAAGUCUUCAGCACAAGCCUUUUUAUGUCACAGCCUUUGCAUUUGCAAGUCCUCGUGUUGGGGACAAGAACUUCAAAAUGCUGGUUGAUUCCAUCGAGAACCUCAACAUCCUGAGAAUAACGAAUGUUCCUGAUGUCGUGCCUCGUUACCCGUUGCUUGGGUACGACGAUGCAGGGGAGGUGCUCACGAUCAACACAUUGAAAUCAAAGUACCUGAAGCAGAGUCUAAACCUGAGGAACUACCAUAACAUAGAUAUUUACUUACAUGGGGUGGCAGGGACUCAAGGGAGCCUCGGAGGAUUCAAGCUGGAGAUUGAAAAGGAUAUUUCAUCAGUCAAUAAGCGAUUAGAUGCUCUGGACGAUGAAUACUUAAUCCCCGGUUCCUGGUGGUGUGUUGAGAACAAAGGGAUGGUUCAGAUGGAUGAUGGGUCAUGGAAACUGUAUACUCACCGGACCCCUGAUGACGAUGAAUGUAACUAGAGAGUGAUAUUAUGUAUAUCAUCUGCUUAAAAUAGCUAUGGUGCAUGUUAACAUAUCAAAUCUAUAAACAGAUUCAACGCUGCAUACACAUGCCCAUAAAAGGGGAUAUGAGAAGAGGUAAAUGACAAAUCUUUCCUUUGGCUUUGCA